Molecule: messenger RNA, 2348 nt
Organism: Cotesia glomerata
Lineage: Eukaryota; Metazoa; Arthropoda; Insecta; Hymenoptera; Braconidae
Gene: Orc3
Product: origin recognition complex subunit 3
Exons: 13
Coding region: 295-2271 (658 amino acids)
Biological process (GO): DNA replication; DNA replication initiation
Cellular component (GO): DNA replication preinitiation complex; nuclear pre-replicative complex; nuclear origin of replication recognition complex
Molecular function (GO): DNA replication origin binding
Source: RefSeq, a predicted model, not a curated record
CACUUGUAAGAAUACAUUCUCUGUUCUGUUAUUUCCCUCUGCUUGCUCUAACAACAACAAACUAACCAAACUUUGGAGUAAUACCCACGAUUUAUAAUUUAUAACGUACAAUUAGUAAUUAAUAAUAUAAACUAGUGUGUAAAUAGCUUUAAUAAUCAAAGUAUUGUUAUACUGAAACUAAAAUAUAAUUUAUAUUUAAUAUAUUUCAGUGUUGCGGAAAAUAUAACGAGUAUUAAAAUUUAAGUGCGGUGUUAUAGAGAUUUAAUGAUUAAUAUUUAACGGAUAAUUACUACAAUGGACGAUGUAUCAGUUUCGAAGGGAGUUUUUGCUCACCAGGGAAGUUACAAAAUCGGCAGGAAUCGCAUGAAGCCAAAAUCAAUAUCAAAUUGUAAAAUUUCAGAGCCUUGGUAUCUAGCGUACGAACAAGUUUGGUCGACAAUUAAAAAUUGCGCUGAGAAAAUAAACACCGACAUGUUCAAACAAAUAUUGACUGACAUAAAGGAGUACAUCAGCGAUAUCAAGGAAAACAAUAGAAGUGAUUUUUUGAACGAAAUUCCCACCGCUAUAUUGUUAACAGGCAUCAACCUUCCGGAUCAUGAGGAGUUAUUUCGUAAAUUGGCGUUACAAAUAUCUGGCAUCACCAAUUAUAUUGCCGUUGUCCAGUCCAGGGACUCGGGAAGCAUAAAAUCGUUGACGGAGGAUAUGGUUUUUCAGUUAAUAAAUGGAUCCGAUGAGGUCCCGAGUGUCAAAAAAAGCCAGUGUACUUUGAGAGUAUUAGAAGCUUGGUACAAAGAACAAUGUACGGACACUCCGCUGGUUAUUGUAAUCCCGGAUUUCGAAAGUUUUAAUCCGAUUAUACUACAUGACUUUAUAUUGGUGUUGAGCUCAUAUAGGCGAACAAUUAAAUUCGUACUAAUUUUCGGAGUUGCAACAACUCUCCACGCAGUUCACAGAUCAUUACCAUACGACGCGACGUCCAAACUUCGAGUUCAGGUUUUUUACACCCAAACGCAAGUUAAAAGUUUGUCGGACAUUUUGGAGGGCACUGUCUUCUCCGGAAAAACCCCUUUUAUGCUAACAGGACGCGCGUUUCAAUUAUUGACGGAUAUUUUUCUGUUUUAUGAUUUUUCCGUCGACUCUUUUUUGCAAGGCUACAAGUUAUGUAUGUUCCAACACUUUUUCGGCAACAACCUGACCUCAUUGUGCUGCAGCCGUAAAACUAUCGAUCAAGCGAUUGGAAAAUUAUCAACCGAAGAUUUAGAUGACAUCAGAAGCUUGCCCUCAGUCGUAAAAUACACGGAGAAUCAUAAAAUAAAAGGAAAAGACGACAUGGACGACGAAAGCUUAAAAUGGCUGGUUGGAAAGUUUCUACAACAAUUUCACGACUCUACCACUGGAUUUUUUAUUAUUCUCAAGUGCUUGCAUUAUUUGGUUUCUUCUCUUCCCGGAUCGCCGCUGGGUAAACAGCUACGUGAAAUAUAUGCAACAGCAGUGACAUGUGAUUUAACAGAAACUCAAGAAUACAAAGAAUGUAUAAAACUACUAAAUUUUCUUUCGAAAUCCGAAUUAGUAACAAAAUUAGAGAAGAUAAUCAAAAUAAUAGAAGAUAACAACACCGAAGAAAUAAAUUUCAAUGGAGUUAUAGAAAAUUUAAAAAUUCAUUUAGAAAAAAUAAAAGAAGCCAGUUUGGAAAUUUCAUUAGAAGUCACUCCAGUUGCAACUCCGACUUUGAAAAUAAGUCGGACUUCAUUUAGAGAAAAUUUAUUGAAUAAAGCGCAAAAGUCUUCAAAGUCUGAAUUUAAACAAGCGCAAUUGAAUUUGAUGAAUUAUUUAAAUGAUGAUCUGUUUAUGGAGUAUUUAAAAAAUCCAAACCGUUUGCCCUGCAGUGAAAUAUUUUGCUUCAGCGACGCAAAUGCCGGGAAACAUCAUUUACGAGGUUCAUUGCGGGCGGUUAUUCACACGGGAUUGAAUUAUCCAUCGAUUUAUUUAAAUUGCGGCUGCUGCAAAUUCGAAACCGAGCAAACGAUCCUACCGACGUUACCCGACCUCAGCAUUAUUUACAAGCUGCAUUUGGAGUCAAGGAAAUUGAUCAAUAUGUAUGAUUGGUUACAAGCAUUUUUAAUGGUCGUGAAUCCUAACCACGAAUCAGAACAAACAGAAGUGGAUCCAGAAAUACAAGCGCGUUUCACUCGAGCCGUUGCCGAGCUCCAGUUUCUCGGCUUCAUAAAAACGUCUCGGAAGAAAACAGACCACGUAAAACGACUCACAUGAGUAUGAAACUAUCUUACUAUACUAUUCUAAUCUUCAGAUAUUUUUUGUAACUUUUUUAUAAAACCCAUUGAAAUAAA